Kwoniella shivajii is the source of this 1263-nucleotide messenger RNA. RefSeq lists its product as uncharacterized. The record is from RefSeq and is a predicted model, not a curated record. Lineage: Eukaryota; Fungi; Basidiomycota; Tremellomycetes; Tremellales; Cryptococcaceae. The transcript is spliced from 6 exons. The coding region runs from base 1 to 1263 and encodes 420 amino acids.
AUGCCGAGUGAUUCCCAAAAGACGAGUAAACACAGAAGUUCGGAUCGUUCAAAGCAUCGAAGUAAAGAUUCAUCUGGCAAGCCUCGUCAUCGAUCAAGCUCCAAAGAUGAGACCCAGAAAAAGGUGAAAGAUACCGCUAAAACUGUGGGAGACGGAGCAGGAAAAGCGUACGAUUCCGUCGCUGAUCUUUUUGGCGGUGAAAAAGAGUUGAAUAGGACAAUCAGAAGAUACAAUCCUACAUUUCACGAUUUUGCUGAGAAGUCCUUUUUGAAAAACUUCACUUUAACCAAUAGACCAAGCAAAUUUCUUUUCUUCUUGAUUGCAUUAGCGUUGAUUCAAUCGUUCAUACCGCUCUUCCAAUGGCCACUGGACUUUGUUGCAAGAUGGUUAGGUUUCAUGUUCUUGUUUAAUAGUGGUUUAGAAGAACUUAAAGAAGGAUUUGAAAGUAGUAGAAAAGCAAAUAAGAUUAAAUCACUUCUAACUGUUUUACUCGUAUCAUCAGCGAUUCAACUGAUACCUAAUUUCCUCUUCGAUACGUAUUAUCAUUUUGGAGCAUUAUGGGCUUUCUUCUUACCUGUUGUCUUGUUCAUAACACCUUGGAAAGAAACUCCUGAUCAGACUUUAGCCAGUAUGAUUUGUGAUACUUUCUUUGGAUCCGCUUCAAUGAUUAUCUCUAGCUUGAUACCUGAUUCUUUCCAAGGCGAGAACGGUCAGAAUAUGGCAAUAAUGGUAGGGGCCGUGAUCGCACUUCUGUUCUGGGUUGGAUAUCUUGGAUCUACAGCAGCCUAUGUUGCUGUAUGGUGCUAUUUGGCAUUAUCGACAAUCGACACUCUAGGUCGAACAUUCAUUAAGAAAGAUGAAAGCUCUUCAGGUUUUUUCAGACAGAUGAAAAUCUGGCAUAACCUAUUAGCUAUCUGGCUUUGGAGAUAUCUGAUCAGUGCUAUUGAAGGGAUCUCGAUACCUGGCUUGAUAUCUGUUAUUGGUCUGAUACAAUACUAUCUUCCGACGUAUUUCUUGUGGAUGACCGGAUUCAUGUUUGCCAUGUUGAUGACCAAGAAGACUGAACACAGACAUCGAAUUGAUACUUGGUAUGCCAAAUGGUUGCUUGGAAUCGGUGGGAAGUCGUCAUCAUCCAUACAGUCUUCAAGCGGCUCAGGUUCCGGUCACAGAACAUCUUCAAGAAGUUCGGAUCCAGCAAAAACCACUUCAGGCUCAGGCAAGCACAGAUCGACGUCUGAUAAACACAAGAAAACAAAAAAGUGA